GGACGGAUCGGCUCGGCAGGUCGUGCGGCCAGCUGCAGCCACCAGUCAGUCAGUCAGUGCCGAAGAAUGUGCGAGUGAUGAUGGGCCUUUGCAAGGUGGCCCUCGUGUUGACGCUGCUGCUGGGGCCGGUGCUGGCCCAGGACAACAAGCAGGAAUUCUGCACCAAGUUCCACCUGAGCGCGACGCACAAUGCGUCCGGCAUGCAGUUCACCCGCGAGGUCGGACAGUCGGACUUCGCCAUCGAGGCCAAAUUCAAAAGCAUCCACUGCUGCGCCAGGGGCUACCGCAGCAUCGAGUGGUACAAGGAUGACAUCCCGUACCCGUGGCUCGGGCUUGGAGGUGGCUCGUCUUUCAUACUUGAUCCGCAGGCCGUCAACCAGACAAUUUUUUCUGCCGCCGUGCGCGAAUCCGACGCUGGCUUGUACAAGUGCGUGGUGCGAAAUGACACGCACGCCUUUUCCCACAAAAUCAACCUGACCGUCUUAGACAAUGACUAUGAUGGUCCGAUGAGGACAACGUACAAACCGGACGACCAGUAUAUUUUACCAGGAGACAGCACGCGAUUUUUCUGCGAAGCUUUUAUCGGACAAAUCAACAGCAACAAAACAAGUGACUUGUACCAGUCGGUGAUCUGGAAGAAACAAGGAGAAAACUCAACCCUGCAAAACACGACCAGAUUCAUGCAGCAUCAUUUCCACAGGGAUGAAGACCAAACUUUGGGCGGAUACCUGGAAAUCUCAAACGUUCAGCUUUCUGAUUACGGCCGCUACAUUUGCUCCAUUUCCGUGUUCAACAGGAACACUCACGUGAUGGUGGCCCUUCACAAACAAGAAGUGCCAAAAGCAGCACCGCUGACGUCGCCCGCCAACGGUGUUCUCUCCUUAGCAGUUGCUUUGUCCUGUACAAUCCUAGUUUUAGUGGUUCUUAUUUAUUACAAACUGCGACUCAGACUGCUUCUCCUGUGGAAAGAUUUUUUCUCCUCAGGGGAUAAGAAUGAUCCAAAAGAGUUUGAUAUAUUUAUAUGCUACGUAACCAAAGACGCCGAGUUUGCAGUGAGCGAGCUGCUGCCGGCCCUGGAGAAGAGGUUCCACUAUCAAUGCUGCAUCCACCAGCUCCAACCCGAUGGUUGUGGUCGAUUAUCGCAACUAUCGCAAGUGAGUCGGCGCCUAGUGAUGGUGCUGUCGCCCGCACUUGCACAGCAACACUCAUCCACCUGGAGCGCUGCCUCCCUGGCCCAGCUUCUGGACCAUCUUUCCCAGCUGCACCCCAGCGUGGUUUUCGUAGUCACACAGGAGCUUCCUGUGGACACGCCGGGAGGCGAGCUGGCAGCAGCGUUGAAGAAUACGCGGCACAUCAUCUGGCCGACGCAGGCCAAGCUGGAGAAGGACGGCACCAACUUCUGGAUCCGUCUGUGCUUGCUGCUGCCGGCGCGGCGGCCCCUGUGCGCGCCGCGCGCCCGGGACCGACCGCCGGCGAAGACGCAGCUGCCGGCGAACAAUGAUCUGCAAAUGAAGAAACUCAACCCGGCCACCUCUACCUCCCGCGAGUCCCUUGAAGUGCUUGUGUAGGGAAAGACACUUUUGCUGCCGUAACGCGAGCUUAUCAGUGGUGGACCUGCCAGUUGGUUCUCUUGUUUUACCUCUCAUCUGAUUUUGUGCUUUUUGUGACUCGGAGUUCACCAAAUCUCGUUUCCGAUUGAGUUCUGCAACGCUGAGCUGACUGUGUAAAAAUAGUCGAGUUACGUAUUAUAUAAAAUGAGAUAUUAAUAUAAAUAUAUAUUAUAUUUUCCCGAGUUGAUUAUUCAGAUUGGAAACUCACUGUUUUUUU
Cloeon dipterum is the source of this 1827-nucleotide messenger RNA. RefSeq names its product interleukin-1 receptor accessory protein-like 1-A. The transcript has 9 exons. Lineage: Eukaryota; Metazoa; Arthropoda; Insecta; Ephemeroptera; Baetidae. Gene Ontology annotation, biological process: signal transduction. The record is from RefSeq and is a predicted model, not a curated record. The coding region runs from base 78 to 1568 and encodes 496 amino acids.